UUGUCGUCUCCUGACGCAUGUUCCGUCCCCCAAAAUUCUAGGCCCUUGACCUAGGGAUCCCGAUCCCCGGCGAGGCCUUUCCGCCGGCCAUGGAGUCGAAGUCAAAUGGAAGGUUCACUCUCGGCAAGCAGUCCUCGUUGGCCCCCUCCGGCAGCGAUGAGGAGGGGUGGGCGGGCGUCCCCGACGAGAUCGACGCCAACAUCCGCCUCAUGUACAUGGCGAACGAGGGCGACGUCGGCGGAAUCGGGGAGCUCCUGGACUCUGGCGUCGACGUCAAUUUCCGGGACAUCGACGGCCGCACUGCCCUGCACGUCGCCGCCUGCCAAGGGUUCGCGGACGUCGUCCGGUUACUGCUCGAUAAGGGCGCCCAGGUGGAUCCCCAGGACUGCUGGGGUAGCACGCCUCUUGCAGAUGCAAUACAUUAUAAAAACCAUGAAGUAAUUGAGCUGUUGGAGAAGCAUGGUGCCAAGCUAAAGAUUGCUCCUAUGCAUGUUGAGAAUGCCAGGGAAAUUCCUGAAUAUGAGAUUGAUCCCAGUGAACUUGAUUUCACUAACAGUGUUAACAUUACAAAGGGAACAUUCAUCAUUGCAAGAUGGCGGGGAAUUCAAGUUGCUGUCAAGAAGUUCAGCGAUGAAGUAAUGACCGAUGAAGAUAAAUUAAGGGCAUUCAGAGAUGAGCUUGCAUUACUUCAAUUAAUACGACAUCCAAAUGUUGUCCAGUUCUUAGGUGCUGUUACUCAAAGUAGUCCAAUGAUGAUUGUCACAGAAUAUUUGCGAAAGGGUGAUCUUUGUGCCUAUUUGAAACGGAAAGGAGCUUUGAAGCCAUCAGUGGCAGUGCGAUUUGCACUUGAUAUUGCCAGAGGGAUGAAUUACUUGCAUGAGCAUAAACCAGAAGCCAUAAUUCACCGUGAUCUUGAGCCUUCAAAUAUCUUGCGAGAUGAUACCAGGCAUUUGAAGGUUGCAGACUUUGGUGUGAGCAAGUUAUUGAAAUUGACAAAGACUGUUAGAGAGGAAAGGCCAUUAACUCUCGACACUUCAUGCAGAUAUGUGGCUCCCGAAGUCUACUAUAAUAAAGAGUAUGAUGUAAAAGUAGACGUCUUUUCAUUUGCCUUGAUUUUGCAGGAGAUGAUAGAAGGAUGUCCGCCUUUUAGUUAUAAACAAGAUGAUGAAGUUCCUAAAGCAUAUGCAUCCAAGGAGAGACCACCAUUUAGAGCUGCACCAAAACUGUACGCACAUGGAUUGAGAGAGUUGAUCGAACAAUGCUGGAGCGAAAAUCCCGCUGACAGACCGACAUUUAGAGAGAUAAUCAAUGAGCUCUUGUACAUCCAACACAGUAUUAUCAAAAAACAACGCUGGAAGUUGUUUCGGUUGAAGUGCAUUCAAAAUUUCGAAGCCAUGUGGAAGAAGGAAAAAGAUCCUAAAAGCCUCUCUUCUCAUUCAUCCACCAGAAACAUGUAACUGCAGUUGUGUAUCUUCACGAUCUUCUAAUUUCAUGGUUGAUUUUUGAACAUACUUGCAAA
Molecule: messenger RNA, 1519 nt
Organism: Zingiber officinale
Lineage: Eukaryota; Viridiplantae; Streptophyta; Magnoliopsida; Zingiberales; Zingiberaceae
Product: integrin-linked protein kinase 1-like
Exons: 12
Coding region: 90-1457 (455 amino acids)
Biological process (GO): protein phosphorylation
Molecular function (GO): ATP binding; protein kinase activity; protein binding
Source: RefSeq, a predicted model, not a curated record